Messenger RNA from Gregarina niphandrodes, 2361 nucleotides. Its product is annotated as sodium/hydrogen exchanger. The transcript is spliced from 3 exons. Lineage: Eukaryota; Apicomplexa; Conoidasida; Eugregarinorida; Gregarinidae. The coding region runs from base 1 to 2361 and encodes 786 amino acids. Gene Ontology annotation, cellular component: membrane. Gene Ontology annotation, biological process: proton transmembrane transport. Gene Ontology annotation, molecular function: sodium:proton antiporter activity. The record is from RefSeq and is a predicted model, not a curated record.
AUGUACCUGCCACGUCUGGUGGAGCAUGCACAGAAGCCGUCGGCGUUGACUAGUGCAGCAGCGGCGGUAUCCGCCACCACUGCAGAGGCGCUCCACAAGCUAGAGGAACAGAACAUGAAGCUCGGUGUCUUGCUCAUGGGCACCUCAGUCAUUCUAAGCAUUGGUUUGUCAACUUUCUUAUCGAAUAAGGUCGGGCCCAUGUGGUCAGUAUCGGUUGUGGGGACGUUGGUCGGUGUGUUCGUAACAUUGUUGGGAUUUGCUUCCCACGACGAAUUGCUCCGUGAUGUGUCGUAUCUAAACGAGAAUGUGUUUCUAACGAUUCUAUUACCGCCAAUAGUCUUUGCGAGUGGCUUCAUGAUAAUGGAGACGAAGGCAGAACGUUGUAUGAAGCGGCUGGGGUCAAUCCUAUGGUUUGCCUUUUUCGGCACCUUUUUGGCCUUUUGCUUGAAUUUCUUAGUCUUAUAUUUACCUGGAUUGGUAUAUAUGAGUGUGUCGUUAACGCUACGUCAAUCGAUGGCUGUCGCGACCAUCCUUGCUGCGACGGAUUUGGUUGCCGUAUUGCCUCUCUUUCGGCUCUAUCCGCUUCCGCCUUUGGUGGAUGCGAUUGUGGUAGGUGAGACCAUGUUCAACGACGUCGUGGCUCUGAGUUUAUACCGGCUGGUGGUAACCUGCCCGAGUGGACUGUGGCUAUCAGUUUUGAUGUUUCUGGCGACCGUUGGUAUCGGCUUAGCUUCGAUGGUAUUGGGCAUUGCACUAUCGUUCUUGUUUCCGUACUCCAUUAGGUUCAUUGAAUCAACCAAGACCGACAAUACGCAGGGCGUCAAUACGCAGGGCGUCAAUACCCAGGGCGUCAAUACCCAGGGCGUCGAUACCCAGGGCGUCGAUACCCAGGGCGUCGAUACCCAGGGCGCGGAUAGAGAACGACGAUUUGCGGCCACCACCGAUCUGGAAGACUCUCUCUCCACAGAGGAUGAAUGUGUGAACUCCGACUGUGUGGACUCCGAAUGUGUGGACUUGGAGUGUGUGGACUUGGAGUGUGCAAAGACCGGACAAGUAGGUGCCGCUUGCCGUAGGUCUGCGACCGAACCCCCAGUCUCCAGGUCCCCUGCUGCGAAACCUCACAGCUCUACCGAGUUCAAACUGAUUAUGGUUCUCUUGUCGCCAUGGAUUUCUUAUUUGGUCGGUGAGAUGAUCGGGAUGUCGGGAAUGGUUGUCUGUCUAUUCUGCGGAAUUGGAACGGCUCGCUACUCCAAAUUAAUCUAUGAAGCGGACCCAUGUACACAGUCGAUUUCUCCAAGACAGUCGAUUUCUCCAAGACAGUCGAUUCCUCCAAGACAGUCGUUCAUGACGAUGUGUAGAAGUGUGUUCAGGUGUGUGGCGCUGAUUGCUGAGGCAAUGAGUUAUAUCUUUCUCGGUGUGUCACUGUCAUUGGGCAGAACGUUGCUGAAACCUUUCCUGGACAUGAGGGCGGAAAUCGACAAGUCCCCUGCCAUACCGGACUGGAUUAAGCCUCUCGUCUCGUCCAUCUCGAUCUUCCAUCUAAUAUCUCUUCACGUAAUCAUAAUUGUAGGCGUGUCUGUAGUCCGUCUGAUCAGUGUCCUUGUGACUUCAAGCAUUGUGAACCGGCUGUACCAGAAUAGCCAGCAGGCCCCGUCUGAUCAGAACGAGAUAAGAGCACAUAGUGCACUAGUCUUUAGAGGUACGUCUGAACGGAUUUCAAUGCAACCAAGUUCAACGGGACGGAUUCCAACCCGCACUUUAUUUGGUGAAAUAGCCGUGGCUCCCCACGGGAUAGCCGUGGCUCCCCACGGGAUAGCCGUGGGUCCCCACGGGAUGAUCGACACCCAUCUCAGGAUCGGUGUUGAUCAUCCCGUGGGGAGCCUUGAGGGGGAUCAUUCCGACGUCGGUGCUUCUGAUGGCCGCUGUCUUGAGGUCGAACGGACGCCUUGCGCUGAAUAUAUACGUCCCCGGGAACAGCUAUUAAUCGCUUUCCUGUCUGCUCGUGGAGCUACAGCCGUGGCCUUGGCCUUAAAAGCAAAGGCUGAUUUGGGCGGAGGGGCAGCAGGAAGCGCUCUGGUAUCCGCGUGUCUGGUGUACACUCUGUUCACUGUCACAGUCAGCACGAUGGCACUCCCCAAAAUGCUCCCCUGGCUCACCAACCAGUCCUUUAAUAACACACCAAAUGGUGACCAACGAAUAAGUCCCACUGAUGUCAAUUCCAACCAGCCCACAACGCGAGUCCCGGAAAGCACCGUCUGGAACUCUUUCACCAAAACGGUACGAAAAAUUGACAAAUAUCUUAUACACCGAAUCCAGCGCUCGGUUUGGCCACUCGAUCGGUCAAUGCACACAAGUAUCUAA